Cyclopterus lumpus (lumpfish) is the source of this 506-nucleotide messenger RNA. RefSeq names its product achaete-scute homolog 5-like. The record is from RefSeq and is a predicted model, not a curated record. Gene Ontology annotation, molecular function: RNA polymerase II transcription regulatory region sequence-specific DNA binding; protein dimerization activity; DNA-binding transcription factor activity, RNA polymerase II-specific. Lineage: Eukaryota; Metazoa; Chordata; Actinopteri; Perciformes; Cyclopteridae. Gene Ontology annotation, biological process: developmental process; regulation of transcription by RNA polymerase II. The coding region runs from base 69 to 506 and encodes 145 amino acids. The transcript has a single exon.
CGUUCACUGGUCCGCGGUGCGUUCACUGGUCAGCUGUACAUUCACUGGUCUGCGGUUCAGGUCACAGGAUGAGCUCCACCUUCUCUCCAUCGUCUUACCUGAGCUUCAGUGUGUCUCCCCCUGCUGGUCACCGCGAGGAUCGCGGCGUCUCUCCGCACUCCGUCCCCUUCCUCCUCUACCCCUCCGGCACGGACCCCCUGAGGGGCCCCGGCCCGGGGCUCCUGCCCUACCUGGCCCCCUUCCACCACCACGGACACUUCAGCGUCUACGAGUGCCCCUUUGAGCCGGCGUUCAUCCAGAAGCGCAACGAGCGCGAGCGCCAGCGGGUGCGGUGCGUGAACCAGGGCUACGCCAAGCUGAGGGACCACCUGCCGGGUCCGAGCGCCGACAAGCGGCUCAGCAAGGUGGAGACGCUGAGAGCCGCCAUCAGGUACAUCAAAUACCUGCAGGGCCUGGUGGAGCUGGAGGAGGACCGGACUGUGGAGGAGAGUGUGACGGACGACUGA